GUCAGUCGUAUGACGUCGGCCGGGGUCGUGCUGUAAUUUGCAGAAUCACUAUGGCGUUGAGGGAGACUGCGGGGCUCUACGAGACGCUGAAAGCCGAGUGGAACAAGAAAAGCCCAAAUCUUACUAAAUGCGGCGAACUACUCACUAAACUCAAGGUGUCGUUACUGGAGCUGAACUUUCUACCCACAAGCGACUCCACGUUCACCAAACAGCAGCUAAUAUUAGCCCGUGAUGUUCUCGAAAUUGGAGCCCUGUGGAGCAUCCUGAAAAAAGACAUCCCCUCCUUUGAGCGAUACAUGGCCCAGCUCAAGUGCUACUACUUUGACUACAAGGAGGAGCUACCGGAAGCGGCCUACAUGCACCAGAUUCUGGGACUCAAUCUGCUCUUCCUACUCUCACAAAACCGCGUAUCCGAGUUCCACACGGAGCUGGAACGUCUGAGUGCGCGCGACAUUCAGACUAAUGUGUACAUCAGGCAUCCCGUGUCCUUAGAACAGCACACUGCUGCUGCCCGCACAGUCGGCGGUCCAAGUGAUUUGACAAUCAUGGCGGAGAGCGUGAAACAGUCAAAUGCCGCUGCAUUUCUCAAGUAUUUAAUGGAGGGAAGCUACAACAAAGUGUUCCUGGCCAAAGGCAACAUCCCGGCUGAGAGCUACACCUUCUUCAUUGACAUCCUACUCGACACAAUUCGUGACGAGAUCGCCGGCUGUAUCGAGAAAGCCUACGAACAGAUUCAGUUCACAGAGGCCACACGUGUGCUUUUCUUCACAUCGUCCAAAAAGAUGACAGAGUACGCCAAGAAGCGCGGGUGGAGCCUGAACGCCGCCGGCUGCUACUCGUUCAGCAGUCAGCAACAGCGCACGGAGGAGGUCAGCAUCCCGUCCACGGAGUUGGCGCAGCAGGUCAUCGAGUACGCCAGGCAGCUGGAGAUGAUCGUGUGACCCCAACAGGCUCACGCCAUCCAGGAUACACACUUUCAGAUUACUAUUACCUUUGUUUUUUCUUUUUUUUGUACCCCCAAACUUGCCCAGAUUUACCGUCUUUCUACGAUGACACACAUGAUGUCGUCCAUCUUGUAAAAGUCAAACAGAACUAACUCCCAGUUGUAAUUAAAUGAUUAA
Messenger RNA from Phycodurus eques (leafy seadragon), 1121 nucleotides. RefSeq names its product proteasome 26S subunit, non-ATPase 8 (gene psmd8). Gene Ontology annotation, biological process: proteasome-mediated ubiquitin-dependent protein catabolic process. The transcript is spliced from 8 exons. Gene Ontology annotation, cellular component: proteasome regulatory particle; proteasome regulatory particle, lid subcomplex; cytosol. NCBI's taxonomy places the organism in Eukaryota, Metazoa, Chordata, Actinopteri, Syngnathiformes, Syngnathidae. The record is from RefSeq and is a predicted model, not a curated record. Bases 51 to 941 code for a protein of 296 amino acids.